Prunus avium (sweet cherry) is the source of this 859-nucleotide messenger RNA. Lineage: Eukaryota; Viridiplantae; Streptophyta; Magnoliopsida; Rosales; Rosaceae. The record is from RefSeq and is a predicted model, not a curated record.
AACAAAAGUCGUUCCCAUAAAUUGAUUCAUUUUGCAGUUUUUCCUCUCUCUGCGCUCCAAUGGCUGAAGGUUUGAAGGACGACGCCAAACCCCAUCUAAUCUUCGCCUACGGCACACUCAAACAAGGCUUCCCCAACCACAAGCUAACGCAGGACCUCAUCAAUCACGACGACGCCGUUUUAUUAGGCCCCUACAUCACCCGCCAUUCUUACCCGCUCGUCUGUGGACCCUACGGAAUCCCCUACCUGAUCAACCUCCCCGGGUCGGGUCACCGGAUCAAGGGCGAGCUCUACUCCGUCUCGACCCGAGGACUCGCCCGAUUCGACGAGUUGGAGGGCACGAGCAUCGAGCACUACGAGCGCCUCCCUGUUGACGUGCUCCAGGCCGACGGCGACGAGGUCGUUUUGGUGGAGGCUCAGGCGUAUUACGCGCACAGAAGCUUUGGGCCUGCGAUGUGGGAGAGAAAUGGGAAGGCGGGUUUGAGUGAGUACACGGAGAAGGAGGCCAAAGGGUACGUGAAAAUACAAGAUAGUCCUUGCCAGGGUCGCGACAUUCUUGAGGACAUCCGGCAUUUUGUGUCCGGAAUGUGAGGAAAAAGGCAGUUUCGGAAAGAUGAAUGCGGGUUGCUUUGUCAAGGCUUUUGGAUGGAUGGAUGCAGAUGUCUUGGAAGGAUAUUUGUUAUAAUUUUGUGAUGGGUUGUAAUCAUUAUAAUUUGGAUUUCUUGCUUUAUUUGUGUGUAUUUUUUUGUGAUGGUUUGUAAGUCGUUCUACUUCCUUGGUUGGUUGAUGAUUGUGUGAAUUUGUGAUUGAUUUAAUUGUUUAGAAACUUAGCUUUGAAUAAUGAAUAUUUUUAUGGAUUA